Messenger RNA from Podarcis muralis (Common wall lizard), 2730 nucleotides. It is a transcript of the gene ARMC10, whose product is annotated as armadillo repeat containing 10. Gene Ontology annotation, cellular component: mitochondrion. NCBI's taxonomy places the organism in Eukaryota, Metazoa, Chordata, Lepidosauria, Squamata, Lacertidae. Gene Ontology annotation, molecular function: protein binding. The record is from RefSeq and is a predicted model, not a curated record.
CGAGAGAGACGUGACCACCAUGAGGGAGAGCGGAGGGUCGUCUGUGUCGGUGCGGACGGGGCUGGUGGCGGGGCUGGUGGCGGGGCUGGCGGUCGGGGCCGGCCUCUGCUACUGCGUUUACCGAGCGAGCAGGCGGAGAAGGGGGCGCGAGGGAGGGCCAAAGCGGGGAGAUGUUCGCCCAGGGCAGGAGCACCAGGCGGCCGCCCCCACAUUGCUCCAGAAAGUGUCGGCGAUGCCCGUGAUUUCCAGCCCGGGCCGGAAGGGGCCGGAAAACCUUCGGCGAGAAGACGUGGAUCUUCCAAAAUCAUCCCAUGAUCUGGAGGCACACCAUAUACAGAAUCUUAUUCGUUUACUUGACUCUACGAAGGAUCCCACAAUUCAGGAGCAAGCCUUGGUUACAUUGAGCAACAGUGCUGCAUUCUCUGCAAAUCAGGAUAUCAUUCGAAAUUUAGGCGGGCUUAUCGUCGUUGGAAAAAUGCUUUCAGUUCCUGACACUAAAGUGAAAGAAAAAGCACUGAAUGCACUUAAUAACUUGAGUAUGAAUAUUAAAAAUCAAGAAGAGAUGAAGAUAUAUAUUACCAUAGUUUGUGAGGAGACAGAUUCAUCUCCCUUGAACUCUGAACUUCAGCUGGCUGGGCUUCGAUUUUUAACCAAUAUGUCUGUUACCAAUGACUAUCAUUACAUGAUGACAAGCUUCAUACCAUGCUUUCUUCAUAUGCUUUUGGAAGGAAAUGAAAGAACACAGGUGCAAGUUCUAAAAGUGCUUGUGAAUUUAUCAGCAAACCCAGCUAUGACGGAACAUCUCCUUAAUGCUCAGGCACCCUUCUUAUUAUCCCUGUUUGACGCCUGCAUAAACAAAGAAGUUUUGCUCAGGGUCCUGGUGUUUGCCACAAACUUAAUAAAACUUACGCAAAAGGACAAGAGUAUUACUGUCCAUCAUCACAAUGAAGGUUCAAUUUUUUCUGUACUCUGGGGGAAUACUACAGAGUGUGCUCAGAAACUAACCUCUUUGUUGUACCAUCAUGACACGGAAGUAAAAGAGCAAGUGGCAGAACUGAUAAUGCAGCGGUGCUGAAACUGGAAAUCGUUAAAAGCCUCCAUUCAAAAUCAAAUUCCGGAUGCAAAAGCCUAAGCUGAUGCUUAUGAAUGUAGGACUCACACUAUAUAUAUGUUCAUGGAACAGGAAGAAAAGAAGUAGAACUUCUUGCAUGUAUGAAACUACUUUCAACCUCAAUGGAAAAGCAUUACAUGGUAGAAUUCACAUGAAGCUGUAGAUCAGGACUGUUCAUUUAUGUUACUAAAUACAAUUUGUGUAGAGCUAAUUUCUGUAGAAAUGCUUCAGCCAUAACUUUGCAUGUUUUGAUUUAAAGCUGUGUCUCAAGAGUCCAACUCACUUCAAAUAGGAGUUAGGCAUUUUGUGUUGCUGGUUUCAUCCUUGCUACUUUUCAGGUGUCUCAGACUUUUUUUAAAAAAUGCUGACAUUUAAGUCAUUUAUUUUCAGUUCAGACAUUUAAUUAUUUUAAAGAUGAGCCAGCUAUUCUUAUAGCUAUUUUGUGGUGUCUUAUGUUUUAUUCAGUUUGUAUAUUUGUAUAUUUUUGUACACUGCCUUGAUAGAUAGAUCAAGAUCAAUUAAAACAUUUAUACUAUCUUCUUAGGGCUGAGAAAACCUGAUGCAAGAAUAUUUUGGCUGUAUGUGAGUUCCAUAUGUAAAUAUGGAGAAAACUCCAUAUAAGGGUAGAACUACUUCCUCUAUUGAAAUGUAUGAGGAACAGCUUGUGUAUAGCAAGCUGCAAGGGUGCAACAGGUAUAACAGCAUUUACAAUGAGCAUACAAUGUUUUGUAAUGUGUUGGCAUUGCUGUCUCCCGUACCCUGUUUUUAUAUACCAGUACAAUGAGUAUUAAGAUAAUCAAACUGUGCUUUUUUAUCUACUAUUUAAGCCCUCUAAAAAGAAUAGCUUGCAAUUAAAUUUACACCUCUGGAAGGAAUUUAUUUUUGUUUUGCAAAGAUGGUCAGAUUUAUGUAUGGUUGAGUUUAUACUCGAGGUAGAAAUCUUGCAGCCUGGUUAUGACAGAUUUCAUCAGUCACAAAAGGAUGUUACUGCCCAGUAUCUUAAAGAUGAACUUAAGUCCUCCAACAAGUGAGCUGUGAACAUCAGUGUACCAAAAGCCAUAAUUCAUUGCAUUUGUGUUUUAGUAGCUCAAACCCAUAUACCUGAAUAAAAUGUAAAGUAGCAAUUAAAUGAAAAAGUAUGUUUCAAAUGCGGUGCCAUAGUACUCUCCCAUUUUGUAUUAAAAGAGAAUAGAUUUCACAGCAAACACAAUUAUGUAGUGAUGUAAAACUGCAAAUAGUAUGUUGAAUAUUAUUCUUUAGCUGGAGGUAAAUCCUACUAAAGAAAAAUUGGGAGAGAAAAAGGAGUGUGGUUAUUUCUUAUUGUGAUCAUAUUAACAUAACAUACUCAAAAGUAUUAUUCAAUAAUAUGACUACUUCUGAGCAAGAGAAAUCUUUAUUUUGUAAAUUAGUUUUACUAGUUUGACACAUGUAUAAUUGGCCAUUUUUUACAAUGUUGAACAAAUUAAUAUCAUGCUUUUAAAUUGUUAUAAGCAAUUUGUAUAUGUUUUUCCACAUCAUUCUGACAAACCAAUUCAUUUGAAGCCCACAGUUGGCGGCAGGGAGCAAGCACAAACAAAACAAGCUGAAUAAAGAUUUCAGAGAACAAACGCUUCCAGUUA